AUGGAAAUGCAAUCGGAGAGCGACGAAGAUGCACGGCCGGGCCGGGGGAAGAUUCUGCAGCGGCACAAGCGCGAGAUUAAGGCCUUGCAGGAACAAAAAAAAAGAUCGAAGCAGGCCACUCGGCGGCAUUUGUUCACCGAGCUCCAACUUCGGAUCACAAGUCAUACGGUGUAUUCGGCCACUCAUGACGACAUUGCAUCCUUCUUUCAAGUUCUGUAA
This is a messenger RNA of Durusdinium trenchii, 219 nucleotides long. The record is from the annotation of a GenBank genome assembly. Lineage: Eukaryota; Dinophyceae; Suessiales; Symbiodiniaceae.